Molecule: messenger RNA, 1158 nt
Organism: Alternaria alternata
Lineage: Eukaryota; Fungi; Ascomycota; Dothideomycetes; Pleosporales; Pleosporaceae
Product: carbon-nitrogen hydrolase
Exons: 2
Molecular function (GO): hydrolase activity, acting on carbon-nitrogen (but not peptide) bonds, in linear amides
Source: RefSeq, a predicted model, not a curated record
CCACCACCACAACUUAUGCAGGGGACUUGGGUCCCGGCCAUCGCUUCCGCAUGUGAAUCGAGGUAUGCCAUAUCUUCACUUUGGCAUGGCGGGUACAUGCGUUAUGCUUUUUUAGACAUGCAAAUUCAGAUGCACUUGCAUCUUACGAUGGCUACUCGAUUUGAACUAGUCUCCCUAGUGGCAUCGCUUCUGCCGUCUCUGACGACGACGAUAACAUUUCUUUAGUUCUGCCUGGUAGUCGUCGUAUAAGUACACAGAUAGCUUCAUUUCGUCCAUCUUUUCCGCCACACACAACCAUCCACCAUUACCUUCAAGAUGCCUCUCGCUGCCGUCGGACAGAUGCGUUCAAUGGCCUCCAUGGCCGAGAACCUCAAGCAAGCCCAAGAACUCUGCCAAAAAGCCCACAAGGCAGGCGCAGCCGCCCUCUUCCUCCCCGAAGCAGCAGACUACCUAACCACAUCUGGCGGACUCAAGCUCUGCAAAUCUGUCCAAGAUUCCGAAUUCGUACUCGGGCUCCAAGAAUCCGCAAAACAAUACUCUCUACCCAUAUCCGUCGGCAUCCACGAGCCCACAGACGAUGGAAAGAAAGUCAAAAACACCCUAAUUUGGAUCACUUCUGAUGGCGAGAUCAGAUACCGCUACCAAAAACUCCACCUUUUCGACAUGGACGUCAAAGACGGCCCUCAAAUGCAAGAGUCUGCAGGAGUAGAACGCGGCGUACAUCUAGGCGAUCCAUUCGACAGUCCCAUAGGCAAACUCGGCAUGCAAAUCUGCUUCGACCUGCGAUUCCCAGAACCUGGUCUCGCACUGCGCUCGCGGGGCGCACAAGUUCUUCUGUACCCCGCUGCUUUUACCACUCCCACGGGCAAAGCAGGACAUUGGGAGAUUCUCAUCAGAGCCCGUGCGAUUGAGACGCAGAGCUACAUCAUUGCAGCUGCGCAGGUGGGUGUGCAUGAUGAAGAGGGCAAGAGGCGCAGUUGGGGACACAGUAUGAUUGUGGAUCCGUGGGGGAAGAUUGUUGCAGAGCUAGGGGGUGAUGAGGGCGAGGGAGGCAGUUGGAAGGAUGAGGGUGAGAUUGCGACGGCUGAGAUUGAUCUUGAUUUUGUGAACCAGUUACGCAAGGACUCGCCCUUGAACAGGAGAACGGAUGUUUAUGCA